AUGGCUGAAGAGGAGAGCAGGCCACUGCUGGACGGAGAGGAAGUCAGACCCUCCUCCCCCGGGCCCUCCGACACCACCAUUCGUCCAUCCCAGCCUCGGCGGUCAUUCGAGCUAUCCUCCGAAUCAACACCUUUGCUGCACCGUCACGACGACGAUCUCCCCAACUAUGGAACUGAAGGGCAAGCGUCAGGAUCCGAUUUUAUAGACGAGGAUGUCCCGAAGAAGCGCAGUCAAGUACGAUGGCCCACCGUGAUAUCGCUUACUGUGUUGACCACGGCGGUCUUGGCAAUCUUAAUCUUUGCCUUCGCCACGCCAGCGAUAGUCAAGGAAUACGCCCAGCAAGCUGCAGUCUUCAAGCCCACGGCGCUUUCAGUAGACUCCACCACUCCGGAUGGUGUUCGAGCCCGAGUUCAAGGCGAGUUCGUCAUGGACGCCAGUCGCGUGAAGAAGAAGUCGAUGCGCGAUAUUGGUCGCUUCGUGACCUGGAUUGCUCACGAGGCGGAGUCUGGGGAGUCCGACGUGAAAGUUUACAUUCCAGAGUAUGGCAACAUUUUGGUGGGCAACGCCCGCCUGCCUUCCAUCAAAGUGAAUAUACGCAAUGGGCAUAAGAGUCAUGUUGACUUCAUGGCCGAUUUGACCGCCGGGGAUGUCAAAGGUCUACAUAAUGUCGCUCGUGACUGGAUAGAUGGAAGGCUGGGAAGCUUAAGCGUACGGGGCAAAGCAACUGUGCAUCCGCGCUCAGGCAUCAUCGGCCUCGGAGCUCAGACCUUGACAGACACUGUCACGUUCAAUGACAGUGACCUUCCUCCUCUUCCCAAAGUGGAUGUCACAAAACUGGAUGUGCGGGACACCGCUAAUGGCGCCUUGGCGGUUGAUGUUUCAGCAUCAGCGAAUAUCAAGUCUCCGGUAGCUCUCAUGAUUCCCGCCCUCGAGUUCUCCAUCUUUGUGCCAAAUUGCUCGCCUGGCGAUCCAUAUAUUCUUGUUGCGGACUCAAGGACUAAUGCCAUCAAUGUCCGUCCGGGUGUCCCGACUGUAAUCAGCGCGCAAGGUCUAGUCAAGCAAUUGCCUGAUGAGUUGACCACCGCCUGUCCAAGCGGCGACGGGUCGCCGCUCGAUGUUUUGGUCUCAAACUACAUGCAAGGUCGCCCAUCCACUAUCUACGUCCGGGGUGCAGAUUCACCAUCAAGCGAUACCCCAACGUGGAUAGCUGACAUACUCCGAAGUGUUACUGUACCGUUACCUUUUGAAGGGGACCCAUUGGACGACAUGAUGAAGAACUUCACCAUGUCGGAAACCCGCUUCUCGCUCCCCAACCCGUUCGCCGAACCAGGCUCUCCAGACGCGCAGCCAACGGUCUCUUCGCUUGUCAAGGUACUUAUCGGUCUACCAGACCAUGUCAACAUAACAGUCGACAUUCCAAGCGUCCGAGCGCAUACAAACGUGUUCUAUCACGGCAAGCAAUUAGGCACCAUGAACCUCGACAAAUGGCAGGACGCCAAGUCAACGAGAGUGGAGCUCGAAGAUGGGUCCGCAGCCAUGCUGGUGGAGUUUUCCAUCAAAGAUGCGCCGUUACAAGUAAAAGACAAUGAUUUGCUGGCACAGAUUGUGCAGCAAAUGCUGUUUGGUAAGAAGGGAGUGAUACUGCAUGUCACUGCAACCGUAGAUGCAAAGGUUGCGACAGGAUUGGGCCAGUUUGCCAUCCAUGGGAUCCCUGGGGAAGGCGAUGUCCCCGUGAACAUUCCAGCGGGACGAUCGAUCGGACAUCUGAACCCGACUGUCGCAUCUAUGAAACUAGGCGACACGACCAAGACAUCGUUGGCCGUAAACGUUCUGGUCAAUGUGACAAACCCGACCAAUCACUCCGCCACUAUCCCCUUUUUCGACGUCAAGAUGUUGUAUAACAACACAGCUAUCGGCCGUCUGAUUGUCCAAAACACAUCGAUUGUGUCAGGCAAUAACACCAACAUCCCAGUGCAGAUGCUAUGGGCUCCAUUCGAUGAGAGCGGGUCUGUUGGCGUCAAAGCUGGACGCAAAUUUGUCUCCUCCUAUAUCUCAGGUGCCAAUAUGACGCUACAAAUACAGACUCACGAAGGAACAUUUCCCACGCUUCCGGGCCUAGGCAAGGCUCUCUCUACCAUUCCAUUUGACGUACCAGUACCCCAUAUGUCAAUUCCUCGUGCACCCGGUGAUGACGGUGAUAAAGAUGGAAAACCGCCAAAGUUUAUCCAAGACGCAACUCAUAAUGCUAAUUCCUUCAACGUUUCCUCGUACAAGCUACACUUUUUCUCUUCGACCGUUGAAUUCACAGUCUACUCGCCCAUGGCAGACACAAGCAUCACUGUGACCUCGAUGGACUCGACAGCUUUCUACGAAGAUGAGCCUCUCGGUCGCAUCGAGUACGACGAAGCAUUCGAUGUCCCCCCUGGCACCUCCCAAUCCCCUCGUCUUCCAGUCCAGAUUGACCUUGGGGGUGUGGGGUACGACGCUCUACGAAAGGCUCUCGGUCAGCAGCUCCUACUGGAUGCUGUGGCCGAGGUCGGGAUGCGGGUGAAGAACUAUGAAGAUGUGGUUCAUUACCAGGCGAAGGGGAUCGAAGCCAAGGUGAAGAUAUAA
Penicillium diatomitis is the source of this 2613-nucleotide messenger RNA. RefSeq lists its product as uncharacterized. The record is from RefSeq and is a predicted model, not a curated record. The transcript is spliced from 5 exons. Lineage: Eukaryota; Fungi; Ascomycota; Eurotiomycetes; Eurotiales; Aspergillaceae. Bases 1 to 2613 code for a protein of 870 amino acids. Gene Ontology annotation, cellular component: fungal-type vacuole membrane.